AUGCCGAACUUUUCGGGUAUUGCGAAUACACAAAUACUCCACCGAGCUCAUGCUCACCUUCGAAAAUUUGCUCUUAAUAGCAAUUUACUAUCAGCGGCAGCUGGGCGUGAAAAGGCCGUGCCCAUUGGCAGGUUGAGCAUCUUCGAAUGGAAGAAGUAUGUCCCAAAGAAGGAAACAACGAAGCUCGUAACUGAACAUUACAUAUGGGGAGGUGACUUCAAAGGAAAGAAAUUCAACUAA
Molecule: messenger RNA, 240 nt
Organism: Cylicocyclus nassatus
Lineage: Eukaryota; Metazoa; Nematoda; Chromadorea; Rhabditida; Strongylidae
Source: the annotation of a GenBank genome assembly